AUGUUUGACCUCAAAACUGUCUCUUUUCUUCCAGCCAUAUAUAACAUAGAUGCCACGGAAGAAGAAAAUGUGAGUUCUGCCAGCACGUUUGUCUUGUUGGGUUUCUCUGAGCAUCCAUGGCUAGAGAUUCCCCUCUUUGUAGUGGUCCUGGUCUCCUACAUCUUCACCCUGAUAGGCAACAGCUCCAUCAUUCUUCUCUCCCUGGUGGAUCCCAGACUCCAGACCCCCAUGUACUUCUUCCUGGACAAUCUCUCUGUGCUAGACCUCUGUGUCACCUGCACCAUUGUGCCACAGCUGCUGGCCAACCUCUGGGGACCAGAGAAGACAAUUGCUUCCUGGGGCUGCAUCAUGCAGGCCUACCUUUUCCACUGGACAGGCUGCACUGAAUGUGUCCUGCUGGCAAUGAUGGCUUUCGAUCGUUAGGUGGCUAUCUGCAGGCCCCUCCAGUACACUCUCAUCAUGCGUCCCCGGGUGUGUGGACAGAUGGAAGCUGCAGCCUGGUCCAAUGGCCUGGCCAAUUCCCUGCUCCAAGCCACACUCACCCUCCAGCUUCACCUCUGUGAUCACCGCACCCUGGAUCACUUCUUCUGCGAGGUGCCUGUUCUGAUCAAGCUGGUCUGUAGUGACACCACUGCUAAUGAUCUGUCCUUAGCCGUGGGAGCCAUCCCCUUUGCACUGGUGGCUCCCCUGCUUGUGCUCAUCUCCUAUGCCUUCAUUGCUAGGGCUGUACUGAAGUUACCAUCAGCUGAAGGAAGGUAUAAGGCUCUCAGCACCUGCAGUUCCCACUUGGUGGUCGUCAUCAUGUACUUUGGGCCAGCAAUCUACAUGUACCUCCAUUCCCCCGCCAACAGUACCCAGGCCAAGUUCAUGUCCUUCUUCUACUGUGUUAUCACUCCGCUGCUCAAUCCACUCAUCUACACCCUGAGAAAUAAAGAUGUGAAGAGAGCAUGGAAUCCUACAAUCCUGGGGUGGGGUGAAGUCUUAAAAAGCCAGAUCAUCUCUGCCUGUCUCCUGGAACAAUGGCAUGCACACAUCAGUUAA
This is a messenger RNA of Propithecus coquereli (Coquerel's sifaka), 1041 nucleotides long. RefSeq names its product olfactory receptor 2G3-like. Gene Ontology annotation, cellular component: membrane. The record is from RefSeq and is a predicted model, not a curated record. NCBI's taxonomy places the organism in Eukaryota, Metazoa, Chordata, Mammalia, Primates, Indriidae. The transcript has a single exon. Gene Ontology annotation, molecular function: G protein-coupled receptor activity; olfactory receptor activity. Gene Ontology annotation, biological process: G protein-coupled receptor signaling pathway.